Gekko japonicus is the source of this 4513-nucleotide messenger RNA. RefSeq names its product inositol-trisphosphate 3-kinase A (gene ITPKA). NCBI's taxonomy places the organism in Eukaryota, Metazoa, Chordata, Lepidosauria, Squamata, Gekkonidae. Gene Ontology annotation, biological process: inositol phosphate biosynthetic process. The transcript is spliced from 7 exons. Gene Ontology annotation, molecular function: inositol tetrakisphosphate kinase activity; inositol-1,4,5-trisphosphate 3-kinase activity. Bases 363 to 1691 code for a protein of 442 amino acids. Gene Ontology annotation, cellular component: nucleus; cytoplasm. The record is from RefSeq and is a predicted model, not a curated record.
UCCUCCUCCUCCUCCCCUGCUGCCUCGUUGAGCCUGACGGCGGCGUGGGCCAGGAGCGACCCAUAUGGCCCGGGCUCCAGGGCUGGUUAGUCAACUCCUCAGCCCCACCGGCGUGAGUCAGAGCAGGCUGGCCUGGGCCUGAGGAGGCAGGCAGGGCGCAGGCUGGCCAUGCUCGCCAGGCAGCGGCGUCGCCUCGAGCCUUCAGGCACUUUCGUCGCGCUCCAGAGGCAGCAGCUCCGCUCCGCGUCGCGCCCUCCGCCGCCGCCUCCUCCUCGUGCUCGCCCCCGCCGCUUGCAGUCUUCGCGGCUCUACCCAAUAGUUACUCGGUAAUAGCAGCCGCCGCAGCAGCAGCUCCCCCUUCCAUGGAGCCCAGAGCCGCCCGCGACGGGAGCGGCAGUAGCAGCAGCCCGGAGUUGGGCCGGGGCAAGCGGCUGAGCGUGGGGGAACUGCGCUCGCUCUUCGAAGCUCGUUGCGCGGCGGCCAGCGAGCAGUUGCCCGAGCCGCCCAAGAAGAGCUGCCGGCCUCGCAAUGGGGUGCUGCAGCCAGUUAUCCCGCAGCUGACGGUCACCCCGGAGGAGGACGGCGAGGAGGCCCAGCGCAGCCCGGCCGGUGUCCCCCAGGCGGAGCCGGACGGCGCCUGGCUGACGACGGACAGCUCGCGGCGCCUCUCCACUUCGUCGCUCUCCUCCACCGGCUCGUCGUCUCUCUUCGAGGACUCUGAGGAUGACCUGUUGAGCGACACGGAAGGCAGGAGCCAGGGCAUCGUCCACCUGGAGCACGGCGAGGAAACCCACCAGAAAAAAGCAUGGCAAACAAUAAAAACAAUUGUCAACUUGCCAGUCAUCAGUCCCUUCAAGAAGCGGUACUCCUGGGUGCAGCUGGCUGGUCACACAGGAAGUUUCAAGGCAGCUGAUGGUGGGACAAUUCUGAAGCGCUACUCAGAAAAUGAAGAGAAGUGCUUUGAGCUGCUGCUGAACGAUCGGUUAUACUCCUGUGUCCCCGUCUACCAUGGUGUGGUAGAGAGAGACGGCGAGUCCUAUAUCCAACUGGACGACCUUCUUGCUAACUUUGAGGGGCCUUGUGUGAUGGACUGUAAGAUGGGGAUAAGGACGUACCUGGAGGAAGAAUUGACUAAAGCUCGAGAGAAGCCAAAGUUGCGUAAGGACAUGUAUAAGAAAAUGAUUGACGUGGACCCUCUGGCACCCACUGCUGAGGAGAACUCACAGCACGCCGUGACAAAACCUCGGUACAUGCAGUGGAGGGAGACCAUCAGCUCCAGUGCUAACUUGGGUUUCAGGAUCGAGGGAAUUAAGAAAGCUGAUGGGACCUGCAAUACCAACUUCAAGACAACUAAGACACGGGAGCAAGUUCGGCAAGUUUUCGUGGAAUUCAUUAAGGGAGAUACAGCUACAUUGAAAAAAUACUUGAAGCGUCUGUAUGAAAUUCGAAUCAUCCUUGAGUCUUCUGACUUCUUUAAACGGCAUGAGGUCAUUGGAAGUUCACUGCUGUUUGUGCAUGAUGAUAGUGGGCAUGCCAAUGUGUGGCUCAUAGAUUUUGGAAAGACUACCCUUCUUCCAGAUGAGCAGACCUUGGACCAUAGGAUCUCUUGGCAGGAAGGCAACCGGGAGGAUGGCUACUUACUGGGACUGGACAAUUUGAUUGAUAUCUUAGAAAGUAUCUUGGAGAGAUGAGAAGAGACUGGCCCACAAUCUGUGUGGUAUAUUGCUCCAUAAUUUUUAACUUUUCCAGAAUCAAUCCCGUGGUUAGAGGGAAACUUUUUUAAAAAAACAAACAAAAAACCAACAAAAAUUCUUGCCAGACUCUGGAGACAUCCAGAAAUAUUUGCCUUUUUGUAAAAUAUGGUGGAAACCCAAAGCCAGCCUGCAGUAGGCCUGUGAGAACUUGAGCAGCGCAGGGGCAGCUGUGAAUCUACCAAGCUAACUUCAGAUUUUAUAGAACAAACAGAAUGUGUCCUGAAUAUUUGACAGCGUAUCAGGACAACUGGUUGUUGGUGAAUUGUGUAAUUCUAUACUGCCCUUCAGCAAUCCAGAGUAAAAGCUAAAUUGCUUGGAUACCAUGGGAUGAAGUUCCUCUAUAAAAAGGAGCCACCAUCAUAAAUAAUAGGCAGACUCCCUUCUUAAUCCUAGGCUAUGUGUUCACAUUAUAGACAGGGCUGUUCAAAUUUCAUGUGGUUGCUUGUGUAACAUGGGACUUGGUAUGGAGUUUAUAGACAUCUCAGCUUUUGAGUUUGUUUAAAACUUCUAGUUCUCAUAUGGUGCAGAACAGUUUGAAAGUGUUCACACAGUGCUGCUGAAGCUUCUGGCAGUUAGUGCAAGAGUCCUUGCUUUAUCCAUUCUCUGUGGAUCAGCAGAUAGGCACUGUGAACAACAGUGAUCUCCCCCACCUCCUGGCCACUUAACUUGGUAUUGGUUUCAGCAGCCAUAGCUGCACGACUGGACUGGGUUAUAAGUUUGUGUCAUUCUGAGUUGGAGCAAGCAAUUAAAAGUUUGCCACUUGUGGUGCAAAGACUGCAGUAAUCAAGAAACACUGUUCCCUGCUCCAUGCUUGCUCUGAGUUCACUGAAAUUCCUGACCAAGUAAAGUUAAAAAUUCACUAAAAUUCAAAGCAGCAUUACUCAAGCUAUAGCAGCAUACAAACUCUGCACAUUUUCAGUUCAGUCUUUGAGCUAAUUAUUGUUAUAUUCUAAAACGAGCGACUUCAAAUUAAACAUGGUCAUUAAUCAGCCAUGAGCCCAAGUUUAAGACCUGGCACACACAAAAAUGCAGGUAGUAUGCCUGAUAAAGCAUUGAUUGGUUGAUGGGUUUGAACAUUGGAAACAAGACUGAAAAUACCAGUUUUGCUGUAUUUAAAAAGAUAUGUUAAUCACGAAAAAAGGCAUUUAAAAUGAAACACUGCUUGCGUGUGUAGAGAGGAGGGCUGCGGAAGUGGCCAGGGCCAUAGUGGCAGGCAUAGUAAAGUGGCUCGCAGUGGCCUUUUUUUGAGCUGCUUGCAGGGCUUGCUUUACAAUAGUAAUUUCCAAAUGUUGAGUUACAGGCCAUUUGUUUGUAACACAAGAGUCUUUAAAGGAAAACUUGAGAGGGGGUAAUGGUUGUGUUUCCAGUUUUACCUGGCCCUGUCUGAAAGUCUCAGGGAAGAUUUCAGUGUAUUAAAAAAGUGAAAAUACAGGAAAUAUACCCAUACAACAACAACAAACCUUUAUUGGCAUUAUACACUAAGGAGAAUACAAGACAUAAGAAGUACUCAAUGAAAUAUACCCAUACUGUAGCCAGUGUUUAAUUACUGAAACAAAUAUAGCAAAUAAGGAAUCCAACAGACAAACUGCCCUUCCCUAGCACUUCGACCAGCUCUUGUACUCUGCCUGGCAACAGUUCAGCAGGGUCUCUUUCACAUCACUUACUGUCUGAUGCUUUUAACUGGAGAUGUCAGAUUGAACCUAGGCCCUUUCUGCAUGCAAAAGCAUGUUCUGCCGCUGGGCCAUGGCCCCUCCCCAUUCAGGGAACAGGGCAGCCAUCUAGCAGCCUGGGGCCUCAGUCACACAGGUAUUCUCCCUUUCCUACUUAAACACAGAACUUGUGCACCCAGCAGCCUCUAUGCCUCCUCCUUUGCCAAUCCUAUGGAUUACUGAGCUCCAGGGCUGCUUCCUGCUACUGGAUUUCAGUCAGGAUGUGACAAGCUGUUGUUGCUCAUCUUCCACUUCGCAGCAGCCUAACAUUCACUGAUUGUGCCCCUUUCCUCCUGCCUUGUCUUUUGCCUACCCUGUUUGUAGUGCGCUGUGGCAUCAGCCCUCUUACCUCCACUUGCUCUUCUCCAAAGUGGCAAUGUGUGAGAAAAGUGCUUUCUAUAUGUUGAAGCAAAGGUACCACUUUGUAUGAUCUGCUGUUCCAGGGAACCAUGUAGGGGUUAGGCUGGUGCUCGGGGAGACCUGAAUAGAAAGAGAUUGUGAUCCACUGUUCAUUUUAGUGAGGAGAUGUGGUAGGCUUUUGUGAAGGCAAACAGGAGGGACUGUAGAGUUGGAAGAUAAGAACUUCUCAUCUCCAGGUCUGCUGGUGCUGGUUUCUCCACCAGUUUCAAAUGCAAAGUAGGGACCUGUCCUACCCACAGGGUUGUUGUGAGGAUUCAUAUAUUAUUGUUCAAAGCAUUUUCCUUCAAAGAAAAGUACAAUAUGUAGAACUCUAAAAGAAUUUGUAUUGCUCUGAAAUAAAUCUCGUGGACGAUAUAAAAUUGUGGAAACUCCCAUCCCAGAAAGGACAGGCAUACCUUUUAUUCUUGCAGUGAGAAUAUCCACUAAAUAUCCUUCUGUUGAAUUUCAUAGCUAGAUUUUAGCUACGGGGAAAUCAUGUUUUCAAAUGUCUGCAGUUGUUUUUAUUAGUAUAAACCAAGACAAGAAAAGUUUGUCUUAUCUACAGAGGCUGUUGAUCGGAACACUACAGUGCAAACCAGGUACUGAUUCUGACAUCCUAGCAGUAUAGGUUAAGAAUGUAGUACUUUAAGA